Sebastes umbrosus (honeycomb rockfish) is the source of this 4050-nucleotide messenger RNA. Its product is annotated as neuronal migration protein doublecortin-like. The transcript has 7 exons. Lineage: Eukaryota; Metazoa; Chordata; Actinopteri; Perciformes; Sebastidae. Gene Ontology annotation, cellular component: axoneme. Gene Ontology annotation, biological process: retina development in camera-type eye; axoneme assembly; photoreceptor cell development. Bases 246 to 1295 code for a protein of 349 amino acids. The record is from RefSeq and is a predicted model, not a curated record.
ACCCAGUUGGCUCCUCCAGCGAGGCAGCGGCUCGGCUCUCAGACUGAAGCAGACAAAGGCGAGAGGAGAGACGGCGUGCCGCUAUCCUGCAGCAUCGACUCACUCACUCACACACUCACUCUCACACACUCACACUCACACUCCCCCCGCACACACUCCCUUCUCUCCGCAAGCAGCGACGCAGACUCUCCGGAGCUGGUCACCACCACCAACAUCUGUCACAACCAUCUCAACUUUCAGCCAUCAUGGAGCUAGACUUUGGACAUUUUGACGAGCGAGACAAGUCAACCCGCACCGCGCGGGGCGGGCGCCUGAAUGGACUUCCCAGCCCUACCCACAGCGCCCACUGCAGCUUCUACCGCACGCGCACCCUGCAGGCCCUCACCAAUGAGAAGAAAGCCAAAAAGGUGCGCUUCUACCGCAACGGAGACCGCUACUUCAAGGGCAUCGUGUACGCCGUGGCCAACGACCGGUUCCGCACCUUUGACUCGCUCCUGGCUGACCUCACGCGCUCGCUCUCUGACCACAUCAACUUGCCUCAAGGUGUCCGCUUCAUCUUCACUAUUGAUGGAAUGCGCAAGAUCGGCUCAAUGGAUGAGCUAGAGGAAGGGGAGAGCUAUGUUUGUGCAUCUGAGAAUAUCUACAAGAAGGUUGACUACACCAAGAACGUCAACCCCAACUGGUCUGUGAAUGUAAAGGCCUCGGCGAGCCAGAAGGCCUUCGGUGCCAGAGGCACCGGCGAUCCCAGAGAGGGCAAGGACUUUGUUCGACCCAAGCUAGUGACGGUGAUGCGCAGCGGCGUGAAGCCACGCAAGGCUGUGCGCGUCCUGCUCAACAAGAAAACGGCCCACUCCUUCGAGCAGGUGCUCACCGACAUCACGGAGGCCAUUAAACUUGAAAGCGGCGUGGUCAAGAGGAUCUACACGCUCGACGGCAAGCAGGUUACCUGCCUUCAAGAUUUCUUCGGUGAGGACGACGUCUUCAUCGCAUGUGGACCAGAGAAAUUCCGCUAUGCCCAGGACGACUUCUCUCUGGAUGAGAACGAACACAGGGUGAUGAAGGGAGCAGCAGCCAAAGCUCCACGUGGUUCGGUGAAGAGUCCUGGUCCGAUCAGGCGCAUCAAGUCUCCUACUGAAUCGACCAACGGGACGGGCUCCAGCAGCCAGCUCUCCACCCCAAUUUCCAAGCAUUCCCCCACCUCCACCCCCAACAGUCCAGGCCUCAACAACAAGCAGAAGGAUCUCUACUUGCCCUUAUCUCUGGAUGAUGACGACUCUCUCGGUGAAUCCAUGUAGACCCUCCUCCUGCAGUCUGCCUCCUUUUUUGGCCUGAAACACAGAAGUUUUUAUACCUCUGCUGCUUUCCACCUUCACUCACAGUGCCACCUGUUGUCUAGGAGAACCAUUCUCUGUCUCUUUUUAAGGCCUUAGCCACCAGGGCUAUGACACCAUUUGCUGCUUGAGAAUAACACAAACACUUUUUUUUUUUCUCAUCUGUUUCGACCACGUUGUAACAAUCAGCUCACUCAUGUUCAGUUUCUAUGUGGAGGUUAGCCGAUAUUUGUCAAAAAGGGCACACGGUUCACUGACCAGCAGAUUUCACGGUGUAAAAAAAUCCACUUUGGUCUCAAGCAUUUUGUUAAAGGAUGUACUCUGACUUAAAUAUUUUCACACAAUUCCAAGCAGCAAAUGGAUAUUUUUAGGGGUGUUAGUCAGAGCUGACUCAACUUUUUUAUCACUUGUAUUCGUGACGUUCCUCCAUGUCCUCCUGUCCUACGGUUAAAGGUGUGAAUGGCUCCUUGUCAGAGGAAAUCUGCUCAGCCAGAUGAAUUCUUUCUAACCCGCUGUAAAUACUGUGUAUAGCUAUCCAUCAUAACGUCUCAGCCCAAUGUCCAUUGCUGUGCUUCCAUAACGUCACUACGAUGUCCGUCUUAACAUGAUACAGGGUACGGUCAAAGUAGAAGAAGAGCCAACAAAGUGAAGUCGCACCACAGAGGGCGAGGAUGAGUGGGAUGCAGCUCCCGACUGAGGAGGAUUAUCAGAAGCCAACGCCUCCUCAAUUCAUGUUCCCAACUGAAUAUAUAAACAAGAGGAUUAUAAAACCACCAUAACAAUGGUGGCCUCAAAAUCCUUAUGUUGGCAAUAAUUGGCAUUCAUCUUGUCUAAAUCAGGGACAAGGAAAUAAGUAUGUAAGAAAAAGCAUCCCACGUAGCCCUCAGUGAAGUCUUUGUGUUGGUGAUUCCUCCAUUUUGACCCUCUACAUAGACAUUAGGCUAUACAUGGUGUGUUUUAGAUUUUCACAAACUGCAGUGCAUGAUAUUGAUGAAUGAUUAUGAAACUUUGGGCAUGUAAAAAGUUGAUUUGAUGGACCUAAUGGUGCAUAAAAAACAACCAAAGGAAAAAAAUAUUAGGCCCAUUUUUUUAACACACCUUCAGUAUCCAAUCUUAAUAAUUCCCUUUUAGGCCAGGUUAUCACUUGUGGUAACGUUUUAUAGUACGAUAUGUGAAAUUCAAAGAUAAAUAAAUAAAUAAAGGCCUCAAAGCCAAAGUAUGAUGUUUGAAGUAUGAUAAUGAUUUUUAGACCAAGAAUUAUAGAAAAGGGAAAAUAUGUAACUUUAUUAAUAUUCUGGAGGAAGCACACCUGGAGAUUUAUGCAUGUUGCUUUCAUCAAAAUAACGUUGAGAUUAAAUCACAAAUCGUGCUCAUCUGAGGGAGUUUUAUCAGGGCGCUAAACAGUAGUGGGCUUUCUCCUAUUUUGCAUGGCUCAGCAUAGUUCUCAGAUACUGGGGAGAUGAAAACGUAACGGUUGUCUAAAUCUAUGUGUGGGUUUUAAAUUUUUAUAAAGUUUUAUUAAUUUAUAUCGAGGGUACUUGUCUAGGAUUUCUUUCUAGUCGCUUACAUGAUGAGCUCUUAACACUUUUUUCAAGCCUCUGUGUGCAACUUUUUACGGCCAUGUUUGUUUUUCUAUCGUCACGACUUGCAUCGUGUGUCUUUGCAAAUCUACUGAAAAGAGUUUUUCUCAGAUCUUUGCAGGGAAUCGAGCUUGAGAAUCGCUAAAUUGGACGACACUGAAAGCACAAAGCAGGGAGCUACUUAUUUAUCAGACACUUUACUGUCUACUUGCCAGCAUUACAAUGUGUGACAAUUCAUUUCUCCAAAAAAAAAUGCUGCACAAGUAGCAUCCUUUAAAUUAACAUCUAUGCAUUCGGAUUCAAGAAUAGUUAAAAAUAAUUUAUUCUUUUCUGUAGGAAUGGCCUUUUUAUACCCAAUAGACUAAUGAGAAAGGAACUAAAACAGAAAUUUCCAUUCAGGUAAUCCAUUGUGAUGAUGUGACAGUCUGUAUGUCUAAGCUUUGAAUAGCUGUUUACAUCAGCCUCUUAAUGCUCACCAACCUAUCUGGUGCUUUCUCCUGCAGGGAGUGCUGUCACACCAGCACAAUAGCUAAUAAUAUCAGCUAAUCCAACAGCAGGGAUGCCUCACUUUACCCGCCAUUUUGUACAAAAAGCCCAUUUGUUGUCAAACUAUCAGUUCUGUAUAACCUUCCAUGCUAAUAAUGUUCUUGUUUCCUCGAUUUUUCUACAGCUUACUACAGCGCUACAGCAUAGAAAACAUUAACAGAAAACGUUGGUUGUCUUGUGUUAAACUGCCGCCACCAUGUAAGAUGGAUGGUGUGAAUCAUCACCUACAGUGGUGCCUUUUUUUUUUAGAUUACUGUCUUUUGAUAAAAACAAAAAAAAUAUGAAUGGGACAUCGAAGGCUUGAUCUUUGUUAACAGCAGUUUGUAAAACCUUUUUAAACGUCUUGAAUGAGGAGGACUCCCAAUACACACUUUGUUUUUUAGAGCUAGAGGACACUUUAUCACGGUGUAAAUAUGCUCCCUUCCUCUUCUCUUUCAUAUGUACGCCUUUCUGAUCGAAUGAAUGACUUUCUUUUUCUCGGAAAUCUACAAUGUCCUUUUUAGUGGUAUUUUGCAAUGUCACAGUGGCUUGUUUCAGUGCUUCAUUCAGUGUAUUAACCGGUAUCCUUUUGCAAUUAAAACAGUUGUAUUUCA